Messenger RNA from Lolium perenne, 1495 nucleotides. Its product is annotated as disease resistance protein PIK5-NP-like. NCBI's taxonomy places the organism in Eukaryota, Viridiplantae, Streptophyta, Magnoliopsida, Poales, Poaceae. The record is from RefSeq and is a predicted model, not a curated record.
CCUAGACACAACUCACAACAUACAACACAUCCUCGCCGAGAGAAGACAUGGAGAGCUCGCCGGGAAGCUGCUGGCGGGGAAAGUCUCGUCUUCACUGGGAAGACAUGGAGGACUCUCCUGUGACUGCUGCCACGGGGUCCUUGGGGCCUGUCAUCGCCAAGCUUUCUGCUCUGCUGGGCAGUGAGUACAAGAUUCGGUGGCGUACUCGGAGGGACGUCAAGUUCAUCAUGUCUAAGCUCAAGCCCGUGCAUUCCAUCCUCUGGAACAUAUGGGAGAGGGAGGAGCUGGAUGCUGCAUCAAAGGCGUUGAAGAUGGAGGCAUUGGAUCUUGCCGACGAUGUGGACGACGCUAUCGUCGACUUCAUCCUCAGAUUGGAGCGUAACCUCAGCAACAAGCGGCUCGUACAGACCAAGAUUAAAGCAAGCCCUUUCCACGAUUUCAAGAAACGAUCUAGUGAUGUGUCAAGGAGGUGUCGCACCAAGUGGAAGAAGGCUCUCUCAAGUUCAUUGUCAUGGGGAAAAUUAGCCACCACCGACUCCGGUCCUGCAAAGCCUCGAGCUCCGUUUCUCCGCAAGGAUGCAUCAGAGCUCGUGGGUAUGGCUGGACCAAGGGAUGAGCUCAUCCAACACCUCGUCGGCGAAGGCGAGACAACACCGGUGGGUAUGGCCAGACCAAUGGAUGAGCUAAAAAAUGCAUUCAUUUAUGGGUCGACCGGUAUGGGCAAAACAACGCUCGCCGACCUAGUGUAUGAGGCGAUUGGAAGUAAGUUCCAGUCUCAGGCUUUUGUGUCAGUCACUCCAGUCAGGUGGUAACACGAGAGGGGUUCUCGCUGGAAUCUUUUAUCUCUAAACAGAAAGCCUCCACUAGCAGAUUUUCCUGGUUUGUGGUGAAGCCACGUCACCCCAAUUUCCUUUACCACGUCCGCAAAGCUUUGUGCCGCCUUCAUUUCCGUCUCUUCAGACCGAACUGGGCUGUAAGACAGACUUGGAACUGACAUGGGCCAAAGACAUGGGCUCCGUUGGUGGACUCCCGAAUGGGCUACAAAUCCUUCCGUCCGCUGGCAAACUUCAUGGUCGACCGCUACGUUCGUCCUAAAUCAGCAGGCUAUUUUCUAAAAAAAAAAGGAAGCAACUGCUGAAACUAUGUUCGUCUUCCUCCGCCGCCGCCAGAGUCCGUCCUCCUUCCCCACUAAUGUGGCACUGCGAGUUAGUGCUCAUCAAACACCUGAUAAAUCCGAGCAUUAAACGAGUGAAAACUGCACAAUGGAGCUCAACCGUCGCCGCCGUUGCCUCCAGCUUAAAAAGUAGAUCAUGAUGCCAUCCGCAUCCACAGCAAUCACGGCAGACUGCUCGAGCCGCCACAACGCCUAGCGGCCUCCGCGUUGGUUGAUCUCCGGCUGGGAAAACGCUCGGCGUUCUACACCUGCACACCAGCACACGAUACUAUUGGAUUUUGUCUACUGCUACCUGAGGCUCUCAGGUUUUCUUUGGAUUUC